Molecule: messenger RNA, 2808 nt
Organism: Linum trigynum
Lineage: Eukaryota; Viridiplantae; Streptophyta; Magnoliopsida; Malpighiales; Linaceae
Source: the annotation of a GenBank genome assembly
GUCGAGGAUUCUUCGCAUUGUGAAUGAAAGUGAAACAAGUUAGAGAUCAUUAAUCACUAAUCUAGCUAGCGGCUAGUGGAUAGAGGGAAUCAAUCAUACCUACGUGAGUUCCCACCAUUUAAUUAGAUUAAGUUUAACUGUAGUUUGCUAGAGUAGUUUUAGUUCUUCCUUCUUAAUAUGGUUUGCUAGAUAAUGAACCGAAGCUGAGUAAUACUAACUUUAGAGACCUGUGGAUUCGAUAUGUAUCACGUGAGCCACUAUACUACACUACCCUUCAUUGGUUACACUUAUUGUUAGGAGUUAUUUUUUAGCGAGUCAAGUUCUUGGCGCCGUUGCCGGAGACUUUCUAGAUUAUUAGGAAAGGCCUAGGUUUGUUAUUUUAGCGUUUUUCUUUUCUUUACCACCCUUUCUUUUCACUUGGGUGUUUUGUUUUUGUUGGUGCAAAUCUGAAUCAUGGAUCCUCAUGGAUUCUCCAACCAUUGGAGGUAUCCUCCACCACUCGAGUGGUAUUACCCUGAGAUUUCCUGGAGCAAUCAAGGAGGAGAAGACUAUGGAUUCGUGUUUCAGUAUCAAGAAGAAUUCCUCUCAUAACUAGUAGGGCCAUCGGAGCUAGAGUUAGCCAUGGCGGCCUUCACAGGCCAUUCUGCAGAGCCAUGCUACUCUCCACGGGCAGAUCCAAACUAUCAAUUGAGGCUUCUCGUGGAGCAGUUUGUUUGGGACACCGAGAGAUCCUUCCCCAACAUGGAACUUAUAAUCAAAUCAAUUUCUCCUCCUGUUGUUCCUUGUGACCCUUCCUUUCUCCAUGAAAUGGAAGAUACUGUUCAACAGUCAGCAAUGCAAUCAGAGUGGGUUGAGCAAGUUUGUGCACAGCUUGCUCAAGAUUACAUUUCUGCUACCAUAGAAGAAGAGGAGGAGGAUGAAUGAGGCUACCAAGACAAUAUGGAGCAUACAUAAGUUGUCAUAGAGAGCUCCCAUGAUGAUCAUGACCAAGAAUGUCCUAUUGUAGCCUACCACACCUUCCCACAUCCCAUAACGAGCUUUGAAGAGGCAGACAUGAGUGAGGAGUUGCAAGAUGAUCUCAUCAAAAAAAUUGCUUGGCGACUUGCUCUCCAAUCCGUGCUAGAAUUCCUGUUUUGUUAGGAGGCUUUGAUAAGCUGGAUUCCUUGGUCAAUUGAGUCACCUACCUAGGGAAAAUUAGGGCAAACCUCAAUCUUUGAUUUAGCACUUUAACUUGGGUGUUACUUUGCCGUCCGGAUUAAGCUCCGAGGGAUUGGUUCUUGCAACCCUUAGUUUUAUCGGUUAAGAGAGCUAAGACUCUUGGCUUAUUGUUGCAAUCCUUAUCCGAAAGGUGAAGGGAGCUAGACUCCCUAGUUUAUUGUAGCAAUCCUUAAUCCAUUGAGAGAGAGCUAAGGUUACUAGCUUAAUUUUUUUCCUUAACCGAUUAAUUAAGAGAGUGAGGUUUCCUUCACUUGUUGCGCCUUCCUACGGUGUAUUAACACACAUCCACACAUUUGCAUUUAAUUUGGGUGAUCUUGAUAUGUGGCUAGGGAGAUCAAUACUCGGGUGAACUCUUCUCUCAUUGGGACAACCUUGAUUUACUUUACUUGCUUGUUUUCAUCUUUAGUUUUGUUAGUUUUAAACCCAAAAACGUUUGCUAGAUAACAAACUAAGUGAUUGAAGUAGGGGUACUUGGGCCGGCCUGGUUUGACAAUUAAAACAUACUUGUCUUAUACUGCACCCGACUAGAGUUUAUGCUUGGGCUCUAGUUGGGAUUUUAAUCGCGGUGUAUCCGUGGCGAGUCAAUGGUGGUGGCAAUUUUUCGGUUGGAUGAGAAAAAACGGAGCUACGGGUGAAAGGAGACAAAAUUCGCGAUUUUCCUACGAGAUCCAGUUUUUUUCGGUGAACACAGUGUUCCCGGUCGAGUAGAAUGAGGUGUCUGCCUUUUAUAGGGGAGGGGGAAAACCCCAGAAUCAAUUACCAGGUGGGGAUUUGAGGCCGGAACCCGGGGAGAACUCAUAAAACCAGUUCACUAGGGGGAAAGAUCCUGGGACGGGGAUUUAAAAAAUAACCCUGGGGAUUAAGGCAUGGACUAUCCCCUAGUAAGGGCCAAAUUCCCCAGGCGACGAUUUUAGGUCUAGCCCCGGGGAUUAAGGCAAGGACUAUCCCCGGGGUAAGGAAAAAAUUCCCCGAGCGAGGAUUUUAGGUCAAGACCCCGGGAUUCAGGCAGGAGCUAUCCUCGAGUUGACCGAUGAAUUACCCGACAAGGGAUAGAGUCUUUGGGCGGGUAAUCCUAGAUUAACCACGAAAUGACUUGAAACCAAAACCGACUGAACAAAAAUGACUCACUUGACUACGUAAUGACGCAAAAUGAGGAAAAAGGGAAAAAAAUAAAAAUGUGGUGGGGUUGCCUCCCACAAGUGCUUCUUUAUCGUCGUUUAGUUGGACGUAGAUGGCGGAACUAUGGUCCGCAAGAUCAAUCAUCAGGCGAUGCCCAUUCACCUUGAAGGGCUUAGUCUACAGAUUGGCAAUCGCGAUGGUUUUAAAUGGAAACGCUCGGGUGACCGUGAAUGGUCCUGACCAUCGAGAACACAACUUUCCCAGAAAGAGUUUCAGGCGAGAGUUGUAUGGGAGAACGCGAUCGCCCACCUAAAACUCUUUGGGCCCUUUUAACGAGCGUCGAGGAGACGCUUGGUCCCCAUCUUAUACAACCGUGUGUUCUCAUAGGCAUGAUAAAGCCACUCUUCAAACUGCACCAAUUGCAUUUUUCUUUUGGUACCUGCAAGACUCAGAUAAAGGUUUAACAACUUA